AUAAGCGUUUCCCCUUCCAUUCUUUCUAGUAUUGUUUGAUCAUUAAUUAAUUCAAUUGUGUGUGUGUGUGUGUGUAUAUAUGUAUGCAUGUAUAUAUGAUUUGUCUUCACCAAGCAAUCGACACAUUUACCGGAACAAUGGCGAGUAAUCUGGUCUCCUUGCUCCCAAUGUUGCUAGUGCUUUCGUGCGUCGUCGCCGAUCGCACAUCCACAGAGGCCUAUCUCAAACGUAUUUGCUCCAAGACGAUCGACCCUAGCUUCUGCACGCAAGCUUUGAAAUCCGAUCCCCGCAGCGCCACCGCAGAUCUCCGCGGCCUGGCCGAGAUCGCCGUCCGUUUGUCGGAAGCCAGCGCCGAGAAAACGUUGAAGCUGGCUCGAUCCCUGGCUAAAUCGGCGGCGAGUCCUGAGCUGAAGGAGAGAUAUGCUUCGUGCGCGAAGAUAUACGAUAGGAUCGUUGGAUACGUGGAAGGCGCGGGAGAAGCGUUGAGGUCGGAGGACUACCAGAGCAUGAGCAUUGAAACUUCGGAGGCCAUGUCUCUGGUUUUCAAUUGCGGAGAAGAAAUCGAAUCGUCCGACCGGUCUCCGCUGCCGCAGAUGAAUCAGGAAAUGAAUGAUCUUGCUAGUAUUGUUUACGAGGCAUCCAUGAUUCUCUGAUUAACUAAGCAAUAUAGCAUAUAAUAACAGACGCAGACUCUGUAUUCCAGGCUUUGGAUUAUAUUAUAGGCUGAAUAGAUUAAUAUAUUAUAAAUUAUAAAUUAAUUUUUAAUUUUAUUGAGUUUUGAUAUUUACUUUAAUUUAGUCUUCGAACUUUAAUUUUUAUUUCAAUUUUAUCCUCAAUCGACCAAACAUGUGUCUUAACUUACACGGUAACUGAUGUGU
Molecule: messenger RNA, 878 nt
Organism: Diospyros lotus (date-plum)
Lineage: Eukaryota; Viridiplantae; Streptophyta; Magnoliopsida; Ericales; Ebenaceae
Product: pectinesterase inhibitor-like
Exons: 1
Coding region: 84-653 (189 amino acids)
Biological process (GO): negative regulation of catalytic activity
Molecular function (GO): pectinesterase inhibitor activity
Source: RefSeq, a predicted model, not a curated record